Molecule: messenger RNA, 4656 nt
Organism: Chenopodium quinoa (quinoa)
Lineage: Eukaryota; Viridiplantae; Streptophyta; Magnoliopsida; Caryophyllales; Amaranthaceae
Product: ATP-dependent DNA helicase Q-like 4A
Exons: 26
Coding region: 700-4395 (1231 amino acids)
Biological process (GO): double-strand break repair via homologous recombination; DNA replication
Cellular component (GO): nucleus; cytoplasm; chromosome
Molecular function (GO): four-way junction helicase activity; 3'-5' DNA helicase activity; nucleic acid binding
Source: RefSeq, a predicted model, not a curated record
UAUUUAGAAAGUUUAUUUAAAUGGAAAAAUAAAUUUAAAAAAUACAAAAACGAAUUUAAAUGGUCAUUUUGAAGAGCUCGCUGGGAAAAAAAAUUAGAAUUUUGGUCUUAAUGUCACUUGAGGUUUUUUUUUUUUUUUACCAAAUUGUCGCAUAAAGUUAAUUUUUUUUACCAAAUUACCAUUGGAGUAAUUUUAGGUUUACCAAAUUGUCGUUAAAGGUUUUUUUUACCAUUCUGAUCAAUUGGCCGUUUUGAAGGUGUUAUUUAAAAAAAAAAAAAAAAAAAAAAAACCUCCGUACACCGUAAAAUUUCCAAAUUCCAACGUUCUCAAAAUUUUGCAGCUUCCCGCCCAUUUCAUUACCCCGAUUUUUACAUUCCCUCUCCUCCAUUUUCUUCUGCCCCUUUCGCUGUUCUUCUCAAACCUUCAUUUUCCACAAUACAAUCUCACUAAUUUCAACUGUAAAAACCCUAAUUUCUGCUCAAAAUUCAUACUUCAAUUAUUCCCCCAAAAAUCGACGAACAAACUGAAUUUACUUAAAAAUCGCGAACUAUUGUAAUCGAUUUUGAUUCAACUAUACCAGCCGCUGCACCAGAUAAACCAAUUUUAGUAUAUGAAUUCGAGGCACUGCUAACAAUAGCAGUUUAUGGUGGAUUUUUGGAUGGGUAUGCUAAUUCAUGACGAAAGUGAAGCUUAUAAAUUAUGAGUGGGAAGAGUAUUUUUGCUGGGAAAGAAUGCAGUAAUAAGCUUCCUAAAGUUAAUUGGGCUGAGCAUGUGAAGUCACAUAAUAAUUUUGCUGCUCAAAAUGAGUUCUUAGCCUCGAGUUUUCUUUUUUCGCUACCUUCACAGAAGCCGCCUCCUGAAGGAAGGAUGAUGAGCUUCCAAGUUCAGAGUAUUGGCGAAUCACAGGUCGAACAGGCCUGGAAGGCCCUCUCAAACCUUCAGCUUGGCUGCAGAAACUAUGUCAAGCCUGGCAAAACUGUGCAGCCAGUCAAAAAUGUAAAUGCCACUCAGUUUUCUGGAAGACAUGUUAUAUCAAAGAAGUCCUAUGAUAGCAGCACAAAGCUCUCUGAAAAUCAGCAAUGGAAUCACAAAGAAAGUGAAAGCAAAGACAAAGCUGGUAAUCCCACAAGGUAUUAUGCUGCCUCAGCUCCAAUGCACCAUACAGCUGAAGCUGAGAAAGCUACUUAUGGCCAAAAGCAGAAAGAGGCAACAAUAAUGUUGCAUAGCUCUCAUACACCAUUUCCUGAAGGUUUACAACAUCACAAUGUCAGUUCAACAAGUGAUAGCAAACAGCUAGAUGGGGCAGUUACUGAUGGAAUAAAUGAUGAUGAUAUUCUCGGGAACAUUGAUGUUGAUCAAAUUGUCAUGGAGCACUAUCAAUCAAGUUGCCCUCCUCAGCCUACUGGUUCUAAGUCUCUACAGGCAACUCCAAUGGUUGCUAAAAAUGAUAAUACGAGGCACGAUGAAGCCUCCUUGCCUCCAGAAUUAUGCUGUAAUUGCAGUCAUGGAUAUAAGUUAGGACUUUGUCCAGAAAGGAUAAAUCAUCUGCAGGAGAUAAAAGAUAUGUUAAUUGUCAUAUCAAAUGAAUUGCUUGACAAUUUGGAUCUAACUCCUGAGAGGAUGGAAAAGCUUCGCCAGGACAGGUUGCAGCUAAAUAAACAAAUUCAGUUGAUGGAGGCUCAUGUCCGCAGCUCAACUACUGAUAUAGAGAUGCAGAAUUCACAGUUAUCUGCAACAGCAGCAAAUGUAAGGGUCUUUAAUCAUGAGACACCUCAGGCAACCUUUAAGUCAAAUGGGUAUGUAACACCUCAGGCAACUUUUAGGUCAAAUGGAUAUGAUACACCUCAGGCAUCUGGCAUCAUGGCAGUUCCAAUGAGAUUAGAUAACCAAUUUAAUAACUUUGACGAGUCAAAUGGGUAUAAUCACUGUGACUUAUCAUCAGUUUCAUUCUCUUCUACUGGGAGGUUUGAAUUUUCAUCAGCUCCUAUGGAAAGAGAGUCAUAUAAACCGAGAAUUGUUGAUGUGAAUUACAUUGAAGGUUCAAAUGAUAGGAAAUGGAGUAGCUGGGACUUUCCUUGGACCAAGAAUUUGGAGGCUAACAAUAAAAAGGUGUUUGGUAACCAUUCUUUUCGACCCAAUCAAAGGGAAAUUAUCAAUGCAACCAUGAGUGGUCAUGAUGUUUUUGUUUUAAUGCCUACGGGAGGAGGAAAAAGUUUGACAUAUCAGCUUCCUGCUCUUGUUUGUCCAGGAGUAACUUUAGUUGUAUCACCACUUGUUUCUCUCAUCCAAGAUCAGAUUAUGCAUCUUGUACAGGCAAAUAUACCGGCUGCUUACUUGAGUGCCAGUAUGGAGUGGAGUGAACAGCAAGAGAUACUUAGAGAGCUUUGUACAGAUAAUUGCAGAUAUAAGCUCUUAUAUGUCACGCCAGAAAAAAUUGCCAAAAGCGAUGUAUUCCUGAGGCAUUUAGAGAAGCUGUAUUCUCUUGAUUUACUUGCCAGGAUUGUUAUUGAUGAAGCUCAUUGUGUCAGUCAGUGGGGACAUGAUUUUAGGCCAGACUAUCAGAGUCUUGGAAUUUUGAAACAGAAGUUCCCAGCCACGCCAGUGCUGGCUUUAACUGCUACUGCAACAGCUGUUGUCAAGGAAGAUGUUGUGCAAGCUCUUGGUCUUUCUAAUUGCAUUGUUUUCCGGCAAAGUUUUAACCGUCCAAAUUUGUCGUAUUCUGUUAUCCCUAAGACGAAAAAGUGUGUGGAGGAAAUUGACAAGUUCAUUAGAGAAAACCACUUUGAUGAAUGUGGUAUAAUUUAUUGCCUUUCAAGAAUGGAUUGUGAAAAAGUUGCUGAACAGUUACAGGAAUGUGGACAUAAAGCAGCUUUUUACCAUGGCAGCAUGGACGCUGCUCAGCGUGCCUUUGUUCAGAAACAAUGGAGCAAAGAUGAAAUUAAUAUAAUAUGUGCAACUGUGGCUUUUGGAAUGGGUAUCAAUAAACCUGAUGUUCGAUUCGUGAUUCAUCACUCCAUCCCAAAAUCUGUUGAAGGCUACCAUCAGGAAUGUGGUCGUGCUGGUAGAGACGGUCUACGUUCAUCUUGUGUGUUGUUCUACAGUUACAGCGAUUAUAUUCGUGUCAAGCACAUGCUCACUCAAGGGGUUAUUGAGCAAAAUGCAUUCACAUCUGCACAUAAUCGUUUGAAUUCGGCAAAUUCUGGGAGGAUAAUUGAAACGAACAUGGAGAACCUUCAACGCAUGGUUAGCUAUUGUGAAAAUGACGUUGACUGUCGACGACUUCUACAACUUGCUCACUUUGGAGAAAAUUUUGAUCCUGCACAUUGUAUUAAAACCUGUGACAAUUGUUCCAAAACUAGAAGUUCUAUUGAGAAGGAUGUGACACUUGUAGCAACGCAAUUGGUGGAGCUGGUAAAGUCAACAGGGCAGCAACAUUCAUCAGCUCACAUAUUGGAAGUCUUCCGGGGCUCUUUAAGCCAAUAUGUCAAGAAGUACAAGCAUAAUACUCUGAAACUUCAUGGAGCUGGGAAAGGUUUGGCGAAGGGUGAAGCAUCUCGAGUGCUUCGCCACCUUGUUGUUGAGAACAUUCUUGUCGAGGAGGUCAAAAAAAGUGAUAUCUACGGAUCUGUCUCAUCAGUUCUGAAGGUCAAUGAAGGGAAAUGUAGAAAUCUUUUCUUUGGCGGUCAAAAGAUAAUUUUAAGAUUUCCUUCAACCAUCAAAUCAGCAUUGAAAGUAACCAAAGCUGAGGCAACACCAGGGAAGUCGUCCUUGCUCUCUUUAGAGAAAACACGUCCUCCACAAAGCCGCACUUCUAUGCCUGAAUCAGAAGCUGACCAAGUUAUUGCUGCCAAAUUGUUUUCUGCUCUUAGGUUGCUUAGAAUGGCCCUCAUGAAAGAAGGUGGGGAAAGGCUCAUGGCACAUCACAUAUUCACGAAUUCGACAUUGCAGGCGAUUAGUAGGAGGGUACCUCGAACCAAAGAUGAGCUGCUAGAGAUAAGUGGCAUUGGCAAUGUGAAGCUGAAAAAGUAUGGUGAUCGUGUCCUGGAAACCGUUGAAGCUACCAUCAAACAGCACUAUAAGAGCAGCAGCAGCAGUAAUGACAGUGCAGAUUCAAUAAAAAGGAGAAGAGAGGCUGCCAAGGUUUCUAAUGGAAUCUCUAAUGAAGACAAGGACAUGAUGGGAAGCACUGGGAGAUCAAAGAAAAGAGCUGUCAAAGCAGGAAAGGCUUCUGAAAUUAAACCAAUAGUAGCUGAUGUGUUCAGUGACUGCCUAGAUGUUGAUCUUGAUUUUGAUGACUCAGUUUAUGAAAUGCAGGCUAAUGGGUUGAAUCCAAAGAGUGAUACAAAUGUUAAUGGAAGAAAGCUGCCUAUGUGGUCUGGAAAAGAGAAUAUGUAAAUCAAAUCAGCUAGAAAUGUAAAUUUUCCUUUAAAUUGCGCUCCUAAAUGUGUCGUGUACAGUGAUUUUGAUUUAGCUUAGGCAAUGCCAUUAUAGGCAGAACGUGCAGUGGAAAUGAUGUUCUGCUGUUGUAUUUAGCCAAAGUAGACAAAUACAUGUAAUUUGAUCCUGCAUUUAGUUGAAAAUUUGGUAAAUUAGACAAUGCAUGCAAUACAAUGUCCUACUACAAGACACCUAAGAAAUUUGCUGAUGAUUUUAUUU